UCCAACUUUCUGAUCUGUCCGCCCACUGGCAUCAAGCACUCACUCACUGCAAGGCUCUGCCCAACCACUGCACUGCAGCAGAGAUCCUCCACCUUUUUUCUACCUGCACCCAAUUAUCGUUCCCACCGCCACUACACUUUCUAAUGACGAAUAGCCUUGUGCGCACAACACACGUCUUUACAUUCGUUUUCUCUUCUUUGGUCGCGUCUUCGCCUUCUCACUUAUUCUACAUCGCGAGUCUAUCUGGCGCGUCUUAACACUUCUGCUGUGUCUGCAUUUGAUGGCGUCGCGGUACAUACUGGGCUAAUGGGCGCUCCAUCGAUAUAAUUCAUACUCGAUUAAUUGCAUCUCCAAAAUGGCCGCUUCAAGGCUCGAUAGACUUGUCACCUUGCUGGACAAGGGCAGUACACAGCUUAUACGCAAUACUGCUGCUGCACAACUUGCCGACAUCCAGAAACAGAAUCCUGACAAUCUCUUUGCCUUACUCGGCAGAGUUCUGCCCUACUUGCAGUCCAAGUCUUGGGAAACUCGUACUGCUGCCGCAAAAGCUAUAGGCGGCAUUGUCUCUAAUGUACCAAAGUUUGAUCCCAACGCCGAUGAGGCAGAAAUCAAGGAUGAAGUGCCCAAAUCUGAGGAUGGCGAGCUCAAGGUUGAAGUCAAGACUGAAGACAAGGUUCAGGAAGCCGACGAUUUGCUUCAGCUAGCGACCCUGGACAUCAAAAUGAUUCUCCGUCACGGCAAGAAAUUACUCGGAAGUGCCGGCAAGGAGUAUGAGUACUCCAUGGCAGGAAUGACCCCGGCGCAGCGCCUACACCACCAGAAGCAAAGCCUGACGGCCCGACUGGGACUGGGAGGGGAGUACAUGGAGGAGGACCUUGUGACUGAGAAUGACUUCGCGGCCACCUCCCAACACAAACUUGCUCAAACACCAGGUCCGCCCCGAGUGGAUACGAAGUCGGCCGGUCAGCGAACAGACAGUAUCGGCGCUCCUUCGCCAUACAGUGCCAUGUCGCCUUCUGAAAAUGGCCAGCCUUUUCUGGAGGAAUCAGGGCUCAGCAAACGCCAACUCAAUCAACUAAAACGUAAAAACAAAUCAGCAGCCAAGGUUGGAGCCAGCAAAAUGCGGGUGGUCGAUCUCUCCGGCCGGCGUCCUUCCGAACCAGGCCAAACCCCAGUUUCCGCAACUCCCCAUCCGGUCAAACUGAAUGGCCAGGAUGAAUCCAAUGGAGACUCGAAACAGGACUACUUCUCCAUCAAACGUGAAGGCCCAGAUGAUAACACUGCUCUCAUCUCCGAAUUCAAGGGUGACGUUGUAGAGGAAAAGCCUCUAAUCCAGCCCGAUGAAGAGCAUUCGCAUGAUUGGCCUUUUGAGGUCAUGUGCGAUUUUCUUUCCAUUGACCUUUUCGACCCGAACUGGGAAGUGCGUCAUGGGGCAGCCAUGGGUCUAAGAGAAGUCCUCCGGGUUCAUGGCCGAGGCGCGGGUCGUCGUUACGGGAGAUCGCGAGCUGAAAAUGACCUAGCCAAUCGACGGUGGCUUGACGAUAUGGCCUGCCGCCUGCUCUGCGUGUUGAUGCUCGACCGCUUUGGGGACUAUGUGUCGGACACUGUUGUUGCCCCUAUCCGUGAAUCUAUCGGGCAGACCCUUGGCGCGUUACUGACCCAACUACCAGAUGAUACAGCUGUUUCAGUGUACAACUUUUUACAACAGAUGAUAAACCAAAGCGACACUGGCCUGAAACAGCCAAUCUGGGAAGUUUGCCACGGAGGCAUGAUUGGACUUCGUUAUUUCGUCGCAGUCAGAAAGGAUCUGCUCCUCCAACACAACGCUCUGAUUGAUGGUGUUGUCUCAGCCGUAAUUCGUGGUUUGGCCCAUCCGGAUGACGACGUUAAGUCAGUCAGCGCUGCGACGCUUGUUCCUGUCGCUGGGGAGUUGACAACAAUACGUCCGCAGUCCCUCGGCCAGCUCAUCGGGGUUGUGUGGGAUUGUCUUCUCGACAUGCAGGAUGAUCUUAGCGCAAGUACUGGCGCAGUUAUGGAUCUUCUAGCGACGCUUUGCUCGUACGACGCCACCUUGGAAGCGAUGCGCAAGAAUGCAGCGGAAGAUCCUGAGCAGUCGUUUGAGAUGCUUGUUCCACGGCUUUAUCCAUUCCUUCGACAUACCAUCACCAGUGUACGGCUGGCCGUCCUCAAAGCUCUGGUGACUUUCCUAAACUUGUCCAACGUGAACAACAUGGAAUGGGUGGGCGGUCGUGUGACCCGCUUACUCUUUCAGAAUAUGCUACUCGAACGCAACGAGGGCGUCUUGCGGAUGUCAUUUGAAGUUUGGGAGGCUCUGGUUGCAUUCAUGGAGCGUCAAGGGAUGGCCAAAUUCGCGCCCAAUCUCGAUCCACAUAUCAUGCCCAUGUUGAAGGCUACGAUCCAACCAGUCGGUCAAUCACGAAGUCCCAUUCCUAUGGACGCAUCCCUUCUGAUCAAACCAUCGGGCACGCCCAUGGCCACCAGCGCACCGAGGCAAGGAUCUGCUUCGGAUGCAGAUCAGCAACCUAAGAAGCGCCGGAAGGUCGACAAGGCUGACAAAGCCGAUGCAAAUCAACAGCCGUCGCACAAUACUGAUGGGCAUAUGCUCCACGGAGAAGUAGACUUGGUGGGAAUGGAGGUCAUUUUGAGAACCAGGAUAACGUGCUCCCGUGCGCUAGGCCUACUUCUAGGCAAGCAAAACGAAGCCGCCGUUGCAUCAUAUUGGACUAGUCUUCUCCCAAUCAUCAACUCCAAUCAUUCAAGCUCGCGCCUGUUCACAGGAAUGAUCCUGGAAGAGCUUGCAAGGAAUCAGUCCAUCAAACCAACAGAUACGGCAUCAUGUGUCGCGCAGCUCCAAAGUGUCCUCGAUGACGAUGGCCAUCAUUGGUACAGCGAUAUUGUAUCAUCACUGCAAGCCGCUCGAGGGCAGUGCCAAUCUCUCAUUAGCGCUUUCCAAAACAAUGCACACGUGUCGCGCGACAAAUUGCCAGCCAUAGCUGUGGUCUGUCAGGGCGAAAAUGGCGCUGGACCAAAAGCGUUCUCGCUGGCAGACGCCGAGAAAAUUGUCACUACAGAUUUCGACCGUCUCCUGAAAUCGCUGACACCAGCACAGAGAGUUUCCGGGACACAGUACCUCAAUGAUGCGCGCACGAACGCGAUGACAGCAGUCGAAGAGGCAAGGAAGAUCAAAGAAGGCCGUGACUUAGCUAUCAAGGCCGCGGUGGCCUCUGUGCUUGUCAGACUCGGCGAGAUCCCCAAGAAACCUGGCCAACUUAUUAAAUGCAUCAUGGACAGCAUUAAAGGGGAGGAGUUCGAAGAAUUGCAGGCACGAUCUGCAUCGGCUGUUGCAGCCCUGAUCGACUUCUACACCCGGGGUGCUAAGAAGGGCCCGGUGGACAAGUUAGUUUCCAACCUCGUGAAAUUCACAUGCGUGGAUACUUCGGAAACUCCAGAGUUCGGCCCCAACGCCAAGUUUGAAGACAUUGUCUUGUCCCUGCGCAAAGAAGAAGAUAGAAAAGACCAUCCGGAUGCUGCCAAAUUUGAACAAGAGGCCAAAGAGGCGCGCAUCAUGCGACGAGGAGCCAAGCGCGCCCUUGAUGAACUGGCGCAGUCCUAUGGAGGUGAACUGCUAGAAAAACUGCCCGUCCUGAAGUCGCUGAUAGAGAAUCCUAUCGGCGAACUGGUCGAGCCAGCAGAUCCAGCUACUUUGCAGGUGGAUGAAGAGCGAGGGCAGUCACUGAUUGACGCAUUUUCAAUUCUGCGAACGUUGUCUCCAACCUUGCACCCGACGCUGCAUCCAUGGAUUUUGUCACUGAGUCCAUUGAUCGGCAAGGCCAUGCGAAGCCGACUGUCUGUUGUGAGGUACAGCGCAGCUAAGUGCUUCGCCACCAUUUGCAGCGUCAUUCCCAUAGAGGGCAUGACCAUGCUUGUCCAGGACAUCUUACCUAACAUCAGCAACCCCCUCGAUUUGAGGGAUCGGCAGGGUAUCACGGAAUGUGUAUACCAUCUCAUCUGGGUUAUGGGUGACCGCAUACUUCCUUAUGUGAUCUUCCUCAUUGUCCCCGUUCUCGGGCGUAUGAGCGACGCGAACCACGACAUCCGUCUCCUUGCCACCACAUCGUUCGCAACAUUGGUCAAACUGGUGCCAUUAGAAGCCGGUAUCCCUGAUCCGCCAGGUAUGCCGGAGUCGCUACUUCAAGGUCGCGAAAGAGAGCGCAAAUUCAUGGCGCAAAUGCUGGACCCGAAGAAGGUUGAGCCAUUCCAGAUUCCUGUGGCCAUCAAAGCAGAACUACGUUCAUAUCAACAAGAAGGCGUCAAUUGGUUGGCAUUCUUGAAUAAGUACAACCUACACGGUGUCCUCUGCGAUGAUAUGGGUCUGGGCAAGACUCUCCAAACGUUGUGCAUUGUGGCUAGCGACCAUCACAUGCGAGCUGAGGAGUACGCGAAGACUAAAGCCCCUGACAUGAGACGGUUGCCAUCACUUAUCGUCUGUCCUCCGACUCUCUCGGGCCAUUGGCAGCAGGAGAUCAAGCAAUAUGCACCGUUUUUGAGCUGUGUGGCGUACGUUGGUAAUCCCAUGGAAAGAAACAGCCGACUUCAUCUUUUGGAGCAAGCAGAUGUGGUCAUCACCUCAUACGAUGUCUGCCGCAACGACAACGACGUGUUGGCCCCCAUCACCUGGAAUUAUUGCGUGCUGGACGAAGGUCAUUUGAUCAAGAACCCUAAAGCCAAGAUCACACAGGCAGUAAAGAAGCUCGUCAGCAACCAUCGGCUCAUUUUGUCCGGCACUCCAAUUCAGAACAAUGUCCUGGAGUUGUGGUCCCUCUUCGACUUUCUCAUGCCGGGUUUCCUGGGCACGGAGAAGGUGUUCCAGGACAGGUUCGCCAAACCCAUUGCGGCGAGUCGCAACGCCAAGUCGUCCUCCAAAGAACAGGAAGCAGGAGCCCUGGCAAUCGAGGCUCUUCACAAACAAGUUCUGCCGUUCUUACUCCGCCGCCUGAAGGAGGAAGUCUUGAAUGACCUGCCUCCCAAGAUCUUGCAAAACUACUACUGCGACCUUAGCGAUCUGCAGAAACGGCUGUUCGAGGACUUCUUCAAGAAGGAGCGCAAAACUGUGGAGAAUAGCAUUGGAGCGGCGGACAAGGAAGCCAAGCAACACAUCUUCCAAGCGCUACAGUAUAUGCGGAAGCUGUGUAACUCGCCUGCUUUGGUGGUUAAGGAAGGAACCAAGCAAUACGAGACCAUUUCGAAGCAGCUUGCAGCGUCCAAGUCAAGUCUGCGCGAUGUGGCACAUGCACCUAAGCUGACUGCAUUGCGGGAUCUGCUCGUCGACUGCGGUAUUGGAGUGUCGAAUGACUCCAACGAAAUGUCCGCCUCCAAUUACGUCUCGCAACAUCGUGCCUUGAUCUUUUGCCAGAUGAAAGAGAUGCUGGACAUGGUUCAAAACGAGGUGCUUGCCAAGCUUCUGCCGAGUGUGCAAUUCCUCCGGCUAGACGGCAGCGUGGAAGCCACCAAGCGGCAAAAUAUUGUCAACCAGUUCAACAACGACCCUAGCUAUGAUUGUCUAUUAUUGACCACCAGCGUGGGUGGUCUUGGAUUGAAUCUUACAGGCGCGGACACGGUCAUCUUUGUGGAACAUGACUGGAAUCCUCAAAAGGACAUUCAAGCAAUGGAUCGGGCGCAUCGGAUCGGGCAGAAGAAGGUUGUCAAUGUAUAUCGCCUCAUCACCCGCGGCACGCUGGAGGAAAAGAUCAUGAGUCUUCAACGUUUCAAGAUCGACGUCGCCUCUACUGUUGUCAAUCAGCAAAAUGCUGGCCUGGGCAGUAUGGAGACGGAUCAGAUUCUAGAUCUGUUCAACCUUGGCGAAGGCACCGACACUGGCGGAGAAAGUGGCGGUGCAGGCAAGGAAGAAGACAUGGUCGAUCUCGAAACUGGCGAAGUCAAGAAGAAAGGUGAGAAAGGGUGGCUCGAUGACGUGGGUGAGUUAUGGGAUGAGCGUCAGUACGAAGAAGAGUUCAAUCUGGACUCGUUCGUGCAGAAUUUGCAAAAGUGAGUUGGCUGGGGCGGUGAGAUUGCGAUGUACGAUUAUCCUCAAACGGGUUGACCGAGUCAUCAUCAAGUGGGCUGGGGGAGACUGCUGGAAAAGAACUGCUUAUCACAUUUUGGGCGACCGUAUAGCUUUGGUAAGCCUGCUCUCGACAUUGGAUCAGAGGGCUGCCUGGGCCCGCAUACCACGGUAUAUUGCUUAGUAGCAUCAACAGAAGUGUUAACAAAAAAGAUAGCAUUUCACCAUGACAGUGCUCCAAUCGGUUGGAGGAGAUUUUAGGCUCCUUUGGAUAUCAUCUUCCGGGAAAUCGGUGUCCUUCGGCUAUCUUGAAGGAAGUCCUCCUUGACCGCGAAGGAUGAUAUCGGUCCGCAUCUGAUCCGGGGUAGAUCCUGGGGCCAGUCGACAAUACAGGUCGCUAGCCUAUACUCGAUUCUAGCCGCCCACGUUGCGGUCAAGCGAAGCCUCGGCCAGCAUCGCCUCCGGGACUCGGAAACGUACUAGUUAGUAUAGUACUCAGCCGGCAUGAAGAUGAAGAUGCCGCAAUAUGCCAGCACCGCAAACUUGAACCAG
Messenger RNA from Exophiala dermatitidis NIH/UT8656, 6634 nucleotides. Its product is annotated as adenosinetriphosphatase. The transcript has 3 exons. NCBI's taxonomy places the organism in Eukaryota, Fungi, Ascomycota, Eurotiomycetes, Chaetothyriales, Herpotrichiellaceae. The record is from RefSeq and is a predicted model, not a curated record. Bases 356 to 6070 code for a protein of 1904 amino acids. Gene Ontology annotation, molecular function: TBP-class protein binding; ATP hydrolysis activity; ATP-dependent chromatin remodeler activity.